Vanderwaltozyma polyspora DSM 70294 is the source of this 1047-nucleotide messenger RNA. It is a transcript of the gene PCP1, whose product is annotated as rhomboid protease PCP1. Bases 1 to 1047 code for a protein of 348 amino acids. Gene Ontology annotation, cellular component: membrane. The record is from RefSeq and is a predicted model, not a curated record. The transcript has a single exon. Gene Ontology annotation, molecular function: serine-type endopeptidase activity. NCBI's taxonomy places the organism in Eukaryota, Fungi, Ascomycota, Saccharomycetes, Saccharomycetales, Saccharomycetaceae.
AUGUUUUACAAUAAAUGGUUUACCAUUGGAGGAGCUUCACCAUCCAAGUUACUCUCUUCUAAGAGUUCAUUUUUUACCAGAAACAGUACUCAAUUGCAGAGGACAGCAUUGAAAGGUCAAUUCUUUGGUGCUAAUUUGAAAAUAAAAAAUACCUGUAUUAAUCAAAGAAAUGCAAUUGCUCAAAUAAAUAAUGUGAGAUCUUUUUCAACUACUUCACUGAUAAGAUCAAGGUUUAAUCCUAUGUCAGGUGAAAACUCAUCCAACCGCUAUGUUAGAUUGAACAGAUUCCAACAGUAUCGUCAAAAUGAUAGAGGCACUAACUCCCUUCGAAAUUUAACAAUCUUUGGUGCAUCUUUAAUGGUUGGUAUUUAUUUUGGUUCUCCCUAUUUAUUCGAAUAUGUUCCGCCAUUUAAUCAUUUUAAAAGGAAUCCAUCUCACUUGGUUUAUACAAUAUUGGGUUUGAAUGUAGUUGUUUUUGGUCUCUGGCAAUUACCCAAGAAUUGGCGUUUCUUACAAAGGUAUAUGUUGUUAGAAAAAUCAAAUAUUUAUAGCAAAUGGUCAUUGAUCGGCAGUGCAUUUUCACAUCAGGAAGGUUGGCAUUUGGCUAUGAACAUGUUAGCACUAUGGUCGUUUGGUACUUCUUUAUGUAGCAUGUUAGGUGCCUCGAAUUUCUUUUCAUUAUAUAUGAAUAGUGCAUUAGGGGCCUCGUUAUUUUCCUUGUGGUAUCCAAAGAUUGCACGUUUAAUGAUGAUGGGUCCAAGUUUAGGUGCAAGUGGUGCUUUAUUUGGUAUCUUUGGUUGUUUUUCAUAUCUAUUUCCUCAAGCCAAGAUUUUACUUUUCGUUUUCCCUAUUCCAGGUGGUGCUUGGGUAGCAUUUUUAGCUGCUAUGGCUUGGAAUGCAGCAGGUUGUGCAUUAAGAUGGGGUACAUUUGAUUACGCUGCACAUUUAGGUGGUUCAAUGAUUGGUGUUGCAUACGGAUGGUACAUUAGCCAAGUGACAAGAAAAAACAGAGAACGUAGGAUGGAAAAAAUGUCUAGAUGGAUUUAA